Messenger RNA from Mytilus californianus (California mussel), 2987 nucleotides. Its product is annotated as innexin unc-9-like. Lineage: Eukaryota; Metazoa; Mollusca; Bivalvia; Mytilida; Mytilidae. The record is from RefSeq and is a predicted model, not a curated record. Bases 230 to 1738 code for a protein of 502 amino acids. The transcript has 2 exons.
AAAAAACUUUAACACAUAAUUAUUUGAGUGUUAAAUGCCAAAAUUAAAGUCGCACAUAUAUAUGUAUAGAAAGAUGAUCCACCAUUAACACAUCAGGAAGAAUAACGUGAAAAUAUGACUCUAAAAGUGUAUAUUAGACGAAACCCUUGAAGUAUUUGGAGCCAGUUACCAGAAGAGAGUUGUCUACGAUGACAACUUGAUUGACCGAGUCAACCAUUAUUAUACUGGUAUGAUGUUGUUUAUGUUUGUCGUUGUCAUAGGAACGCCAGAACUGGUAGGAACACCUAUAGAAUGUUGGUGUCCUACAGAAUUUAACAAAGAUUACGAGGAAAAUGCAAAUUUUAAUGAUGUCGAUGUAUGGGUAAAAUAUGUAAAUUAUAUUUGUUGGAUUUCUAAUACAUAUUACAUCCCUAUGAGCAAACCUAUCCCGAUGAGUUACGAGAUACGACAAGCCAACAAGAUAUAUUAUUAUCAAUGGACACCAUUAAUAUUUUUGGUCAUGGCAUUUUUAUUUAAAGUACCGAGGGCGAUUUGGAAAUAUUUGUCUCAAAAAUGUGGCGUUGGAAUCAAGAAAUUUCUGACGUCGGCAAAAGACACACAGACAGAAAUGUUUUUUGCUGCACGAAGAACGCAUCAAAUAAAUUUAGCAAAUGCAGGGCAGCCUCCAAUGGACCAGACUGAUUUUUUCCCUCCAGGAUAUGAUAUGGAAGUUGAACGCCAAAAAGUUUUACAAUCCCUGGGAAAAUAUAUCGAUAUUUGGUGUUCUGGUAGAAAUAAAGGUAAACAGCUUAGAGCAGGAAUACUGUCCGGAACUAGAACACGAAUAAACACACUUUUCGACUUCGGAGUUGGAAGACAUCAUGGGAAUUUCCUAAUAACGCUCUUGAUAUUUGUUCGAUUUUUGUACUUGGUUAACGUCGCGGGACAAUUAAUACUUCUGAAUGAAUUUUUAGCAGACGAUUUCUACAUUUAUGGAUAUGACGUUAUGGAAAAGUUUUUUGCGGGAAAGGAUUGGGCUUUAAAUCAUAAAAGAUUUCCAAGGGUGACGCUGUGCGAUUUUGAUUUGCGGCAGUUGACAAAUGUUCAGCGUUACACAUUACAAUGUGUUCUUCCUAUCAAUCUAUACAACGAAAAGGUCUUCAUCGCCCUCUGGUUUUGGUUGACAUUUAUUUUGGUUGUAACCUUUCUAAACUUCGCAUUCACAUUAAUCAUGGCUUUAACUUCGCGAUCAAGGGAAAAUUUUAUUAUCAAAUAUUUAUUGUUGAACGAUAUAGAUGUGCAUGAUGAGAAAACUGGUAACCUUGAUAAAAAGGUGAAGCUUUUUAUAUACGGCCAUUUAAAAUUCGAUGGAAUAUUUCUUUUGCAAAUGUUGUCCAAUAAUACCGGAAGCGCAAUCACGCAAGAUAUCGUUCGGUAUGUCUGGGAAGAGUUCAACAUCAACAUAAACGAACAGUAUCGAAUACAGAGAACCGGAAGUGACACAGGUUCAUAUCGAUCAUCGGCUGCGUCAUUACACAGUAUUGGAACCUCAAGAUCGUCUUCUGUAAACGGUUCGGGACUAACACAUAGAACCGGAAACAGAUAUCAAAUGAAUCUGCAAUCAAACACUUUAGCAGACUCUCAACAAAAUGGAACACAAAAACAUAAUAUCCGGGACUCAUUUGUAUCAGGCGGACGUAGUCAUGCGGAAGUGUCUACGGAAAAGAAAGCCACGAAGCCUAAUGAAACAUUUGUAUAAUUACAAUGGAUAAUCAUGAAACAUUUUCUAGCGUGAAUUAAAACAAUAAUUUAGAAUAAAGCGACAAAUAAGUUCGUAAAUAUCUCAUAAAGGAAAUACAUAUAGGAUAAAUUUACGUUCUAAACAAUGAAGAGAGUAUGACGGGGAGUAAUUUUGUCAACAGUUAUUCAAAAAUUUAAAAUCAAAUGAAACGGAAGCAUAUGGCGAAUUUUUAUUAAUUUGGAUCUGAUUGAUUGAUUGUCGUUUGCUUAACGUCCGAUGGCAAUUACUUCAUCCAUAUUAAGGAAGAGAACUUUAAGACAGAGAAGGAUACAAAAGAAAUCACAGCAGAUGAUAUUUUUCUACUUUCUUCGAAAAAAGUAAAAUCACAAAAAUACCAAACUCCGAGGAAAAUUCCAAACGAAAAGUCAAAUGGCAAAAUCAAAAGCUCAAACACAUCAAACGAAUGGAUAACAACUGUCAUAUUCCUGACUUGGUACAGUCAUUUUGGUGGAUUAAAUCAGGUUUUAUAACUAGCUAAACCUCUUACAAGUAUGACAGUCGCAUAAAAUUCCUUUAUAUUGACAACGAUGUGUGAACAAAAACAAACAGACAUAAAAGGUAAAAAUGUAAAAAUAUGGAUACAACAGUCAACAUUGUGUUAUAAUCCCAAUCACUAUAAAAACAAACAAAUAUGUAACAAAGAAACACAAAAAGGCAUAUAGACAAAGCACAUAAGCAAAAAUGAAAGACAAGAAUAAAAAAAUCACCAUAGUACAAUAACACAAUGACGAUUCUCAGAUUCGUAGAUUAAAGGUAAUGACGGAAUACAUGUAUAUAAGAUCCAUAUAACAUUCGAUAAUGGGUCUUGGUAGCAAUUUUUCAUUUUGAAUUCUUUUAGCUCAUUUUAAAAUAGCUAAUGAUAACGUUUACUUAAUAAGAUUUAGUUUCAAAUUGUGAAAGUGCAUGCACAAUUUGGGAUAUUUUCUGCAAAAGGGGUCAUAAGGUCAUAUGUUUAUAAAAUCAUUUAGGUGUCAACUACCAAAAACAAGUGUAAUCUGACAGUUCCUUCCUUUUUUUUUUGCAAACUGUUGUAAAAAUAAAUGCACUGAAAGAUGUAAAUUAAAACAAUGUGUUCUAUAAAGUAUAUUUUUGUUUCCUUCUGGAAAUACCGUCCUUAACAAAAGUCAGGUACCUUUACAUUAUGUUAAUCUACCUAAUUCGUGAACAUUUUCUAUAUGGUUUUAUUAAUAAAUUGGACCUGUGUUAA